CUUCCUCAUUGGGUCAGUGCGCUGCGCUCCGCCGGUCCGUUCGCCUCUCCAACACAGCACACAGAGGAGAGAGACAGAGAGGAUGGAGCCGCACAUAAAGACAUGAGGAAUACUCACACCACCUCCAUCUUCAUCAUCACCUUCAUCCUCUGAAGCUGAAUCAUCACAUCAAACCGCGGAGAGAAGAGCUAAAGAGAGUGGUCAUCAUGGGCUGCGUGGGCUCCAAGAAGGAGCAGGAGCCUCUGGGUAAAACUUCAGGGACCGACGAUCUGCAGAGCCGCUUGCAGACAACUCACUAUGUCAAAGACCCCACCACAGGAAGCAAAGCUAACAAGAUGUCAUCCUCUGCAAACUCCUCAGAAGGCGAGAGCAUCGCCAUGGCGCUUUUCGACUACGAGGCCAUUCAUGACGGAGACCUGGGCUUCAAGAAGGGAGACAAACUCAAGAUUUUAGAAGAGUCGGGGGAGUGGUGGCGAGCAAUGUUGAUCAGUACGGGUCAAGAGGGUUACAUUCCCAGUAACUACGUAGCUAAAGACACUCUGGAGGCCGAGGAGUGGUUCUUUAAAGGUGUGAGCAGGAAAGAUGCAGAACGGCAGCUGCUAGCUCCGGGGAACAAGGUGGGCUCCUACAUGAUCCGAGACAGCGAGACCACCAAGGGUAGUUACUCUCUGUCAGUGCGGGACAGUGACGGUCAGUCUGCAGACACUGUGAAACAUUAUAAGAUCAGAACUCUGGAUAACGGAGGAUUCUACAUCUCUCCACGAAACACCUUCAGCACCCUGCAGGAACUGGUCAUCCAUUACAAGAAGCAGGGAGACGGUCUGUGUCAGACCCUGACCAGUCCCUGUUUGAGUCCCAAACCUGAGAAGCCGUGGGAGAAGGACGCGUGGGAGAUCCCCCGAUCCUCACUCAAACUGGACAGGAGACUCGGAGCCGGACAAUUCGGAGAAGUCUGGAUGGCCACGUACAACAAACACACCAAGGUGGCAGUGAAGACGAUGAAGCCGGGCAGCAUGUCAGUGGAAGCCUUCAUGGGUGAAGCUAACCUGAUGAAGUCUCUGCAGCACGACAAGCUGGUGCGCCUGCACGCCGUGGUUUCCAAGGAGGAGCCUAUCUACAUCAUCACCGAGUACAUGGAGAAAGGGAGUUUAUUAGACUUCCUAAAGAGUGAUGAAGGAAACCGAGUGCAGCUGCCCAAGCUCAUUGAUUUCUCUGCUCAGACUGCAGAGGGGAUGGCUUACAUCGAGCAGAGGAACUACAUCCACAGAGACCUGCGAGCCGCUAACAUCCUCGUCAACAAGUCUCUGGUCUGCAAGAUCGCUGACUUCGGUCUGGCUCGAAUCAUAGAAGACAACGAGUACACAGCCAGAGAGGGAGCGAAGUUUCCUAUCAAAUGGACGGCUCCAGAGGCCAUCAACUACGGCUCCUUCACCAUCAAGUCUGACGUCUGGUCCUUCGGCAUCCUGCUUACUGAGAUCAUCAGCUACGGACGCACACCUUACCCGGGGAUGACGAACCCAGAAGUGAUCCGCUCUCUGGAGAAAGGGUACAGGAUGCAGCGUCUCGACAGCUGUCCCACCGAACUCUAUGAAAUCAUGUUGGAGUGUUGGAAGAACAAACCCGAGGACCGACCCACCUUCGAUUACCUGCAGAGCGUUCUGGAGGAUUUCUACACCGCCACAGAGAGCCAGUACCAGCAGCAGCCAUGAUGCUGAAAACACACACCGUUAUAUUCCUCACAGAAGAAACGGGACUCAGAGGAUUGUGGGUCACCUGAGAGCCCCGCAGAGCAGCUGGAUUUCCUCGUCCUCUUCAUCAUCAUUUUAUAUUCUAACUCCUGUAUUUAUAUGACUCCACUUCCUCUCCUGCAUCGUGCCUUCUGCUCUCAGCCUCUUAUUGACGUCCCUUUGUAUCGAUGAUGUUUGACCUGCUGUAGUGUGUAGUGUGUAGCAGAUGAUGCCUGUUCACACUUCCUGUCUGUAUUUGGGAGAUAAAUGAAAAAUGUCAUGCAUUCACAUUUUUCUUCUUCUGUGUGAAAAUAUAAUUUAUUACUAAAAUAAUUCUGCUGAGUCGUCAAAGUUUCUUCUUCUAUGGUGAUGAUCUUUCUGAGAGUAAAACGCUUUUAUCACUGUU
This is a messenger RNA of Labrus mixtus (cuckoo wrasse), 2133 nucleotides long. RefSeq names its product HCK proto-oncogene, Src family tyrosine kinase (gene hck). Gene Ontology annotation, biological process: innate immune response; cell differentiation; cell surface receptor protein tyrosine kinase signaling pathway. Gene Ontology annotation, molecular function: non-membrane spanning protein tyrosine kinase activity; signaling receptor binding; ATP binding. The record is from RefSeq and is a predicted model, not a curated record. The coding region runs from base 207 to 1709 and encodes 500 amino acids. The transcript is spliced from 14 exons. Lineage: Eukaryota; Metazoa; Chordata; Actinopteri; Labriformes; Labridae. Gene Ontology annotation, cellular component: extrinsic component of cytoplasmic side of plasma membrane.